AUGAUCAGCGAUAAAGUCGUCAACUACUUGCUGCUUCUGAGCUCGAUACUUGCUUCCGCGUCUGGUUAUCUAACCAUCAUCUACGACAGGAAGCGAAAUGAGCCACGCGUGUCGACGUUGUUGGUUAUCUACAGCAUGCUGCUGGCGGUGAUAUGCACCAUCACGUACCAGAGCACCCAGUUCUUGAUGAGUGAUCCUCGCUAUCGCCACGGUUUUAAGGCAUCCAGCGUUAACAUGGCGAUCGGUGCGAUCCAGGGCCAGGUGGUACUGCAUACGUUGCAAUCCUCCGCGAUCCGGCGUUAUCAGAAGCGUUUUCAAAUCUCCGAACUGAUGCGAGAGGUGUAUCAGCUGCAGAAAGAGCUCUUCUCAGCACCGGAGUUUGAUCUGCGUUGGAUGAAACUGCGCAUCCUGCGUAAGCUCGCCAUCAGCCAAGUGAUCGUGGUGGGUAGUUUUCUGAUGGCAGUCUUCCAGCUUAUCGAAUCGGGCGAUGAUGACGUACGCUAUGAGUUGUUGCGGUUGUGCGUCUUCUAUUACCCGAAAGUGACCGUCAUCUGCUCGGUUUCGGUGUACUACGCCGUGAUGAUGUUUGUGAAGAAUUUGCAUUACGCGCUGAACGAACGGCUGAAGCAUCUGCUACGGGAACACUCCGAUGGUCCGGGCAUUGGAACGCGAGGAUACGCACGCACACAGCACUCGGUUUACAUUCGCACCAAGCUAAGCUAUCUGGCCGAUGCACGGUACCGCAUUGCCGAGUGUACUGGUAAAAUGCACAAGCUUUACCAGCAAAUGAUGCUUUCCUGCAACUUCCUGUGCAUGACGUUCAUCGUUUCUCAGCUGUACCACUUUUUCGAGAUACUUUACCUGCACUAUCGGACGCAGAGCGGUCUGUCGCUAGCUGGACUGAGCCACGAAGCACUGUCCUGUUUGAUUUGCUUUUUUGAGGUGUACUCCAUCGCCGAAGCUUGCGAAUCUGUUCGUGGACAGGUAGGUUGGAUUUGUUUUUCAUCCAAAGCUGUACUUGAAACCACACCGAUAAAUCUAUCUGAUAUACGCUGAUUUCCUGUUUUUUUGCAGUCUCUCAAAACGCAGAAACUUCUGCUUCGGUUCAAUCUUACCCCGUUGGACCACAAGCUGAAGCAAACAAUCGAAGUAUUUGCACUUCAGACGCUGCAUCAACCCGUAGAGUUCACCGCGUCUGAUAUGUUCACAAUGGAUUACACGAUUCUAUUUUCGAUAGUUGCCUCCGUUACAAAUUAUCUCAUCAUUCUGAUCCAGUUUGAGAUGGCCGUCGAGAAAUAA
Messenger RNA from Anopheles nili, 1299 nucleotides. RefSeq lists its product as uncharacterized. The record is from RefSeq and is a predicted model, not a curated record. The transcript is spliced from 5 exons. Gene Ontology annotation, cellular component: neuronal cell body; axon; dendrite. NCBI's taxonomy places the organism in Eukaryota, Metazoa, Arthropoda, Insecta, Diptera, Culicidae. Gene Ontology annotation, biological process: sensory perception of taste.